Molecule: messenger RNA, 3139 nt
Organism: Eubalaena glacialis (North Atlantic right whale)
Lineage: Eukaryota; Metazoa; Chordata; Mammalia; Artiodactyla; Balaenidae
Product: protein jagunal homolog 1
Exons: 18
Coding region: 135-2705 (856 amino acids)
Biological process (GO): granulocyte colony-stimulating factor signaling pathway; vesicle-mediated transport; endoplasmic reticulum organization
Cellular component (GO): endoplasmic reticulum membrane
Molecular function (GO): interleukin-17 receptor activity
Source: RefSeq, a predicted model, not a curated record
CACAGAGAGUGCUCAGUAAACACUAAAUGAAGCAACUGGGGAGGAGUAGCAUCUGUCAGAAGUAACUGGCAAGAGGCCAGCUUUGUGGUUUUCGACUAUUUGGAUGCCUCUGCCUCAGUGGCUACAUCUGCCUAAUGAGGUGGGACGUCACCUGCUCUGAUGGGGGCUGCCAUUUCUGCCCCUUAUGGAGGACCAUGAACACGGUGUCAUCUGCCAGGGAUUGGAAAUACUCUUCUGUCUCUACAGUUGUGCCAUCUUCCUCCAGCACCAGGAAGAAAGGCUUGUCUGCCAGCAUCAGGGUAUCCUGGACCUGGAGAAUAAGAGACAAUGAUUCCUGUCUUAAUGAUCCUGACAGAGGAGGAAGCCAUGGGACGACGUGGAGGGUCCCCACAGAGAAUGGAGCCUCAUCAGCAUCGGAAACCACAGGAAACCAGGAGGUGCAGCCAUGUUCUGGAUACCCUGACCCCUCGGAAGCCCAUGGGGAGCCCCGGACUGGCAGCCCUGCUCCUGCCUAUCCUCCAGCUGCUCAUUGGCCUGUCUGCCUCUGCUGGUAUUGGCUGCCCCUACCUUCCCAGCUGGAGCACCCUCUGUCUGCUGGCCUCCCACGUGGUAAGGCCCUGUGCCUUCAGGAUGACAGUUUCACUGGAAGGUCCGCCCAGAUUCCUUGCCAUACCCGAUCGGCCUUUACCCCCUCCCCAAAGCCUUGGUGUGCUUGGCUCUGCCACUGUCCCUGCUGUUGGUGCCUGCAUCUGGUGUCAGAUCCUUCGGGUCUUCAGUGGGGCUGGCUCCACCUCCUGGUGCAGAAAUCCAAAAAGUCUUACAAGUUCCGGUUCUGUAAGAGGCACACGAUGCCAGCAUCUGCUCAGACACCUCCCACAAGGGGCUGCGUUCCAAAAGAACCCAACCUGCAGAUCCAGAGAAAGGGGAAGUUCUCUCCAAACGUGGCUCACAAAGGCUUGGAGGUAGGCACAUCGUGUGACUGGAGAUGGUGGAGCCAAGUAGUGGUACCUGGGCUAAGGCCAAAAGACAAGGCCACCAAAUCCCCCUUCUCCCCAGGGCCUGAGUUCUCCUUUGACUUGCUGCCUGAGGCACGGGUUAUUCAAGUGACCGUUCCUCCAGGCCCUGAGGUCAGUGUGCGUCUUUGCCACCAGUGGGCACUGGAGUGUGAGGAGCUGAGCCGUCCCUUUGAUGCCCAGAAAAUUGUGUCUGGGGGCUGCACUGUAGACCUGCCUUAUGAAUUCCUUCUGCCCUGUCUGUGCAUCGAGGUGUCCUACCUGCAAGAGGACACCGUGAGGCACAAAAAAUGUCCCUUCCAGAGCUGGCCUGAAGCCUAUGGCUCGGACUUCUGGGAGUCGGUGAACUUUACUGACCACAGCCAGCACAGUCAGAUGAUCAUGGCCCUGACACUCCGCUGCCCACUGAAGCUGGACGCCUCCCUCUGCCAGAGGCGGGGCUGGCAUACCCUUUGCGAAGACGUCCCCAAUGCCACGGCUCGAGAGUCAGAGGGGUGGUAUGUCUUGGAGAAGGUGGACUUGCACCCCCAGCUCUGCUUCAAGUUCUCUUUUGGAAACAGCAGCCACGUUGAAUGCCCCCACCAGACAUUCGGUGAGCCAAUAAGUGACCCUGGCUGGGACCCCUUCCCACCAUUUCACCCUCAUGCAACUGCGGCAAAGCCAAACUCUAUCCCUGCCCUGACUUCUCUGUCAACUGCAGCCCGGCUCCUAUCACCUCCCACAAAGCAUCAUCUAUUACAUGAUGCCCUUUCCUACCCACUGGCAGCCCCAUCCUGGAACGUGAGCAUGGAUACCCAGGCCCAGCAGCUGGUCCUUCACUUCUCCUCAAGGAUGCCCGCCACCUUCAGUGCUGCCUGGAGCCACUCAGGCUUGGGGCAGGACAGCAUGUUGCCCCCUGUGUACAGCGUCAGCCAGACUCAGGGCUCAAGCUCAGUGACACUAGACCUCAUCGUUCCCUUCCUGAGGCCAGGGGGCUGUGUCCUGGUGUGGAGGUCAGAUGUCCAGUUUGCCUGGAAGCACCUCCUGUGUCCGGAUGUCUCUCAUAGGCUCCUGGGGCUCUUGAUCCUGGCGCUGCUGGCCUUCACCACCCUACUGGGUGUUGUUCUGGUGCUCACCUGCCAGCGCCCACUGUCAGGCCCAGGUCGAGCGCGGCCGGUACUGCUCCUGCACGUGGCGGACUCCGAGGCGCAGCGGCGCCUGGUGGGAGCGCUGGCUGAACUGCUGCGGGCCGCGCUGGGCGGCGGGCGCGACGUGAUCGUGGACCUGUGGGAGGGCACGCGGGUGGCGCGCGUGGGCCCGCUGCCGUGGCUCUGGGCGGUACGGGCGCGCGUGGCGCGGGAGCGGGGCACCGUGCUGCUGCUGUGGAGCUGCGCCAGCCCGAGCCCCGCCGGCGGCCCGGAUGCCCGCGCCGCGCCCCUGCGCGCCCUGCUCCGCGCCGCCCCGCGCCCGCUGCCGCUGCUCGCUUACUUCAGUCGCCUCUGCGCCAAAGGCGACAUUCCUCCGCCCCUGCGCGCCCUGCCCCGCUACCGCCUGCUGCAAGACCUGCCGCGCCUGCUGCGGGCGCUGGACGCGCGGACUUCGACCCAAGCCACCAGCUGGGGCCGCCUGGCGGCCCGGCCGUGCCUGGGGGGUCGCGUGGAGCUGUGCCGCCAGCUGGAACGCGAGGCCGCCAAACUUGCCGAUCAAGGCUGAGCAGAGCUCACCGCAGUCCGGAUGUCUGUGGCCGCAGGCCUAGGGGCACUGGCUGGAAGCCCCGAAUGAGGCUUCUACCCUGGAAUCGUUGGAUGCCUCCUAGGGGCCACUGGCCACAAAGCCUUACGCUGCCUCCCAGCCCGGGAGCAGGGCAUCACACUCACUGUCCCCGCCCGUUCCCCACGUUCCCCCAGGGUCCAGUCUCUUCCUCAUGCUUAUGCUUGAGGGUGCUCUCCCUCAGAACCCCCAGGGAGAGUCACUCUUUCCUGAGAACUCCUCUGACCUCAGUGCUGUUGUGAGUGGGGGAUCGUCCCACCUCCUCUCUCCGAAAUUCCAGAGAAUAGUCUGCACGUGCUCCAGUCCAGGCCAGAGAGGUUGGGACAGGGGUUGGGGAGGCAGGAGCUCUGGCAGCUCUGAGUGGGAGGCGGCUGCAG